Molecule: messenger RNA, 1887 nt
Organism: Kwoniella shivajii
Lineage: Eukaryota; Fungi; Basidiomycota; Tremellomycetes; Tremellales; Cryptococcaceae
Exons: 13
Coding region: 1-1887 (628 amino acids)
Biological process (GO): DNA repair; DNA synthesis involved in DNA repair; DNA-templated DNA replication
Cellular component (GO): nucleus
Molecular function (GO): DNA binding; ATP hydrolysis activity; enzyme activator activity
Source: RefSeq, a predicted model, not a curated record
AUGGCACCUGGAAGAGUGGAAUGUCCAAUAUGUUCCAUUCUCGUUCCGGAGACAGAUAUAAACCUUCAUCUGGAUUUACAAUGUCGUGGAUCCCCUUCUUUCUCUUCUUCUGGAUCCAGACCAAUCAUCAGCUCUACCGUAAGACCAGUCUCAUCCAGUGGUACUCAAAGUAAACUACGCACGUCUCAUGAAUCACCCGAGCUGAAAGAAGUGAUCAGUCUAGUUGAGAAUACUCCGACUGGUAAUAAUAAUAAAACUGGAUUGAAAAGGCGACGGUCUUCAGGUCAUAAUGUAGCUCCUAUCUUCGGCUCUUCUACCACGUCCACAGGUACAGGGACCGGCAAAAGGAAAUCUUCGCAAGAGAACGAGACCGAUAAUCAGCAAGAAGAGAAAGUGGAAUUUGUGAUAGGAAGCGGUAUGAAUCGAGAAAAGAAGCAGAGACUGAAUCCUUUAACUGCCAAUCAACCACUAGCGGAACGUUCUCGUCCAACAACAUUAUCAACUUAUAUAGGUCAAGCGGAUUUAGUAGGACCUGGAUCGCUUCUUCGUGCAAGGAUAGAAGCUGGACAAGGUGUUGGAAGCUGUGUAUUGUGGGGGCCUCCAGGGUGCGGAAAGACAACUUUAGCUAGGCUAAUAGCGAAAACGGCUGAUGCGGAAUUCAAAGAACUAUCAGCUACAAGUUCUGGUACAUCAGAUGUCAGACAAGUGUUUGAGCAAGCUAAGAAUUCGCUCAGAUUGACAGGAAGAAGAACGAUAUUGAUGGUUGAUGAAAUACAUCGGUUUAACAAGUCUCAACAAGAUCUGUUUUUACCAUAUGUCGAAAAUGGCUGGGUACAACUUAUUGGCGCUACCACUGAAAAUCCCUCUUUCAAAGUAAAUGGAGCUUUACUAAGUCGUUGUCAAGUAUUCACACUUUCCCCUCAUACACCUGAAUCAUUGCAAGAGAUUCUACAGAACGCUCUAGCAUCAUUACCUAAACCAUUACCACACCUUCCUCCUGAUCUUAUCCCAUUCUUAGCGGACGUCGCAGAUGGCGAUGCCAGACAGGCAUUGAACGGAUUAGAAUUAGCCUUGAAAGUAUGUCAAGCUCCAAGACAAACAAUACUCUCUGAGACACAACUUGAAUCUCAAGAUCCUCAUGAUGAAUCUGAAAUUCAAAAGAAAAGGGACGAAGAACUUAUGGAUUCAGUAAGAAGGGGAUUGAGAAAAGGGUACGAUAGAAGUGGCGAGGAACGUUAUGAUAUGAUUUCAGCUUUACAUAAAUGUUUAAGAGGUUCUGAUGGCAGUGCCGCAAUGUAUUGGUUAGCCAGGAUGAUAACUGGUGGUGAAGAUCCAUUAUAUAUAGCAAGGAGAUUAAUUGUAAUGUCAAGUGAAGAUAUUGGAUUAGCUGAUCCUAAAGCUUUACCACUGGCAAUGGCAACGUAUCAAGCUUGUCAAGUUAUUGGACUACCUGAAUGUCGAAUCAAUCUAGCCCAUUGCGUAGCAUAUCUCGCUGAAGCGCCUAAAUCCACCCGAUCCUAUACAGCUUACAAAAGGGCGGAAGCUUUAUGUCAGCAACCACCAUUACCUGGUGUACCACUACAGAUUCGAAAUGCACCCACUGGAUUAAUGAAGAAAUUGGGAUAUGGAAAGAGAUAUUCGUAUGAUCCAGAUUACAUUCAUCCUGUAUAUAAUGAAUACCUACCACAUACUUUAUCCAACCAUUCGUCACAUUCGCCAUUCCCAAAUGAGCAUAUCUUGAAAGAUCAAGAAUAUGAACUGAAAGAUAAGACUUGGGAUGAAGAUAGGUUAAAUGAAUGGGAAUGGAGAAUAAAUAACAACGAGGAGUGGGAAGGAAGGGUACACGAAACAAAAUCCGAACAAGGAGAUAUACAGGAAGAAUCAUGA